AUUGGACCAUUCGACCUCAUUAUUCUUAACGAACUCACUCACGAAGUUGCAGACAUGGCAGCGUUCCUCAAAAAGUUGAAACUUCUUCUCAAAGAAAAUGCACCUAUCAUCAUAUUGACUCGGCCGAAAAAUCCGCCUCUUCCUGUCCCUGAUAACUGCUUGUUGCUGUGGAGGAAGCUCGCACCGACCCGAGAAGAAAUCGGUGCUGCUGUAAAAGCGGCUGAGCUUAACUCUACCACUUUUUCCGCUGCUGUGCCAAUUUCAGUAGAACGAUUUGACUGGGAGAAAAUAUUAAACUCAGGUACGGAACAUUCUCAAAUAAGCCUCAGUCAAGGUAAAAUUCACAUUCCAGGAUGCUUCCCCGCCGUGAAAAAUACACCGAAAUGCACAGAGAAAGAAAUCAGAGAUUAUUGCAAUAAUAUCUCAGGAAAAGUGGCCUUUGAAGAGAAGCUGAGCAUUUUUAUCUUAAAAAAUCCUUAG
Messenger RNA from Cylicostephanus goldi, 480 nucleotides. The record is from the annotation of a GenBank genome assembly. NCBI's taxonomy places the organism in Eukaryota, Metazoa, Nematoda, Chromadorea, Rhabditida, Strongylidae.